CCCCUCUCCAUUAAAUGCAAUUGCACCCUCUCAACACGAUCUGCAAUAACUAUUCGCUGCCACAAUUUCCUCUAUCUGUUUCCCUCUAUCUCCUUCCUCUUCUCCCUUCUUUCAUCAUCAUCUUCUUCUUCAUCAUCCUCUUCUUUGUAUCAGUUACUUUCUUGCUUGAUCCCCUCCCCACCAACACCAACUUUUUAUACCAUUCAACCUCACACCCAAACAGCCUGUUUUACUUCUUUCAAACAACACUUAGCAGUUUACAGUAAACAAGUCUUUUUUUUUCCCAGAACAGAUCCUAAUUCUCUCUUCUUCCUUGGGCUUUCCUAGGGUUCAUCUUUAUUAGGGAAAGCCGAAGAGACAAACAUAGAAAGCAUAGUUGGAUUCUCCGUGAUUUUCGCUGGAACGUGUUUUCUUUCUUUCUUUCUUUCAUUUGCCUGGUUUUUUGUCUGUCAAGUACCGUAUCAAAUUUGUCAACAUUUUUCUUUAUAGAUGCUGUCUGGCUUUCAUAUUGGCACGUAAGAGUAGGAUAUUCUUCGAGGAUAAAUACACAAAUAUAUAAACCGAAGAAGAGAGAGAGAGAGAGAGAGUAACUUUCGAGCUGCCCAAAAGAAAAAAAACCACAGUCAGCUUUGUUUCUCACUGUUGGGGAAUCUAAAAGGUCAUCUCAACUCGAAUCAAAGGACAGUUUAAGUAGUGUGAAGAAGGGCAAGAAACAAUAUAUAUAUCUGUUCUAGUGCUUUUUGGAUUCUGAAAUAUGCUGGCCGGAGUUAUGAUUCCGGCGAGAAACAUGCCGACGAUGAUAAGUGGAAACGGAAAUGUUAGUGGUUUUGGGACAUCCUUACUUGUUCAGAUUGAAAAACAUUAAGCAUUGGGAAACUUAAAGAUCUGUAGAUAUAAUAAUGUUCCAACAGCCAAGCAAUAUGAUGGAAGGUCAACUCCACCCUCUGGAGUCCGAAAGUGAAAUUGGUCGAAUGAGAGAUGAUGAGUUGGACAGUACAACCAAAUCUGGUAGCGAAAACCAUGAAGCUGCCUCUGGUGAUGAUCAAAAUCCUCGCCCUAAUAAAAAGAAGCGUUACCAUCGCCAUACACAGCACCAGAUCCAAGAAAUGGAGGCCUUUUUCAAGGAGUGUCCUCACCCAGACGACAAGCAAAGGAAGGAACUUGGGCGUGAGUUAGGGUUAGAGCCAUUGCAGGUGAAAUUUUGGUUCCAAAACAAGCGUACCCAGAUGAAGACGCAGCAUGAGCGCCACGAAAACACACAACUACGAACUGAGAACGAGAAGCUAAGGGCAGACAACAUGAGGUAUAGGGAAGCUUUAAGCACUGCUUCAUGCCCUAAUUGUGGAGGUCCAACUGCUGUAGGACAAAUGUCCUUUGAUGAACACCAUCUCAGGCUUGAAAAUGCUCGACUAAGAGAAGAGAUUGAUCGAAUAUCAGCAAUAGCUGCAAAGUAUGUUGGCAAGCCAGUGGUGAGCUACCCUCUUCUUUCGUCUCCUAUGACUCCACGGCCAUUUGAAUUUGGUGCACAACCUGGCACUGGGGAUAUGUAUGGUGCUGGGGAUCUUCUUAGGUCGAUCAGUUCACCUUCGGAAGCCGAUAAGCCGAUUAUUAUCGAGCUUGCGGUGGCAGCAAUGGAGGAACUAGUUAGAAUGGCUCAGAUGGGUGAACCCUUAUGGAUGACCAGCCUUGAUGGAACAACGUAUGUGCUGAACGAGGAAGAAUACAUCAGGACUUUCCCUAGAGGAAUUGGGCCCAAACCUACCGGCUUCAAAUGCGAAGCUUCAAGAGAAACUGCCGUUGUAAUCAUGAACCAUAUUAACCUUGUGGAGAUUCUCAUGGAUGUGAAUCAGUGGUCAACGGUGUUUUCGGGAAUAGUUUCAAAGGCUUCAACUUUGGAUGUUCUUUCAACAGGGAUAGCAGGCAAUUAUAAUGGAGCCCUUCAAGUGAUGGCAACUGAAUUUCAAGUUCCGUCACCACUUGUGCCCACUCGUGAGAGCUAUUACGUAAGAUACUGCAAGCAACAUGCAGAGGGAACUUGGGCAGUGGUCGAUGUUUCCUUGGAUAAUAUACGCCCUAGUCCAACAGCUAGAUGCCGAAGGAGACCGUCUGGAUGCCUAAUUCAAGAAAUGCCCAACGGGUAUUCAAAGGUUACUUGGGUCGAACAUGUUGAAGUCGACGAUAGUGGCGUUCACAGUCUUUACAAGCAGCUCGUAAGCACCGGCCAUGCUUUCGGAGCACAACGUUGGAUCGCUACUUUAGACCGACAGUGUGAGAGGCUCGCAAGUGUCAUGGCUACUAACGUACCCACCGGUGACGUUGGAGUGAUAACAAAUCAAGAUGGGAGAAAGAGUAUGCUGAAGCUAGCUGAGAGAAUGGUGAUGAGUUUUUGUGCCGGAGUGAGUGCGUCGACCGCGCACACUUGGACGACAUUAUCAGGGACAGGGGCCGAUGAUGUAAGGGUGAUGACUAGAAAAAGCGUGGAUGAUCCAGGUAGACCACCUGGGAUUGUGCUAAGUGCUGCCACAUCCUUUUGGCUUCCUGUUUCACCAAAGAGGGUAUUCGAUUUCCUCCGAGAUGAAAAUUCUCGAAGUGAGUGGGAUAUUCUUUCAAAUGGUGGAGUUGUCCAAGAAAUGGCACACAUAGCCAAUGGUCGGGACACAGGCAAUUGUGUUUCACUACUUCGAGUAAACAGUGCGAAUUCAAGCCAGAGUAACAUGCUGAUUUUACAAGAAAGUUGUACAGACCCAACGGCCUCUUUCGUGAUCUAUGCCCCGGUUGAUAUUGUCGCGAUGAAUGUCGUCUUAAAUGGAGGUGACCCGGACUAUGUCGCUCUUCUCCCUUCCGGUUUUGCUAUUCUACCAGAUGGAUCAACUAUUACAGCAACGACUUCGAGUGCCGGUGGUGGCAUUGACACUGAUGCGGCCGGCAGCUCCAGUGGAUCCCUUUUAACUGUUGCGUUUCAGAUUUUGGUCGACUCGGUUCCAACUGCAAAGCUUUCUCUUGGAUCGGUUGCAACAGUUAACAAUCUGAUCGCUUGCACCGUUGAAAGGAUAAAAGCAUCUUUGUCAUGCGAGAAUGCAUGAAGUAGCUCAGCUUUAAAUGAUAGCUAACUAGAUAAGGAACGGAAAAAGGGAAGGUAACUAAAUUUGAAGAAAAUUAGUGAGUUGAGGAAUUUUGGGAUUAUAGAAAAACGAAAGGGAGAAGUCAAGAGCGCACCUUGCAUGAUCCUAUAUGACAUGUUUGACUUUUGUUCGAGGCUGAGAAAUUUCAAUUGACUUGGACAAAAUUCAUCAAGUCUAGAGGUUCGGGAAUUGACUUCCCCAAAAAGAAAAAAACGAAUGAAUGAAUGAAAUAGGAGUUGUAUAGUUUUGUUUUAUGUAAUGGGAUUUUAGUUCCCUUUUUUCCUUCUUCCCUUAGUUUAUUUUGUGUUUCUAAUGCUCUCACACAUCUACUUCUACCAGACAGUUUUUUUAAUUUGUUACUAUCGUUUCUUUUUCU
Gossypium raimondii (Peruvian cotton) is the source of this 3498-nucleotide messenger RNA. Its product is annotated as homeobox-leucine zipper protein HDG2. Gene Ontology annotation, molecular function: lipid binding; DNA binding. The transcript has 13 exons. NCBI's taxonomy places the organism in Eukaryota, Viridiplantae, Streptophyta, Magnoliopsida, Malvales, Malvaceae. Bases 900 to 3083 code for a protein of 727 amino acids. The record is from RefSeq and is a predicted model, not a curated record.